Molecule: messenger RNA, 2993 nt
Organism: Medicago truncatula (barrel medic)
Lineage: Eukaryota; Viridiplantae; Streptophyta; Magnoliopsida; Fabales; Fabaceae
Product: pre-mRNA-processing factor 39
Exons: 14
Coding region: 306-2786 (826 amino acids)
Biological process (GO): mRNA 5'-splice site recognition; RNA processing
Cellular component (GO): commitment complex; U2-type prespliceosome; U1 snRNP
Molecular function (GO): protein binding; pre-mRNA 5'-splice site binding
Source: RefSeq, a predicted model, not a curated record
CCAUUGCAACAUCUUCAUCGAAUCUACACCGCACAAAUAAUCCCAUCACGCAAUCAACUGUUCAGAUCGCAUCAUUAUCUAUCACCAACGGUGUCAGAUCUUGCAGUUGCAUCACCUGCCAUGAGGACGCAAUCACCCACAUCAUCAGCGAUAUAUUUAUAGUAGAACCUUACACGCUCGCUGCCCUACUUCUCAAAUUUUCAUUAUCGAUUUACCACCAAAAACUUCAUCGGAAGCUACUAGUGUUUCGUUUUCUCUCUCUUCUCUGCAACGUAAUCGUUUUCUCUCUCAUUUUUUGUUCAAGUAUGGGAGAUAGUGAAACAAUGGUUGCAGAAGCAUCUGCUGCUGAGACGUAUCCAUCUGAUGGUUACAACAACACUUCUUCGAAUCCUGUUCCCGAGGCUGGUGCUAAUGUUCCUGCUCCUGCUGAGAUUGCAGGAGAAGCUGCUGCUGCUCAGCCCAAUUCAGGCUAUGCAUUUGCUUAUUCUGGUGAUGGGAAUGCUUAUACUGCUGGGGAUCCUAAUUCUGUACUACAAGCUCAAUUUAGUGCAACAAAUGAGUCAAAGCAAGCUGCUGAAGUGCCUAAUGAGGAUUCCAGUCUGGUUGGAAAGGAAGCUAUGGAUUCUGCUAUGGUCUCUGCUGACCAUUCAUCUGUAAAUGGAAGUGUUGAUACAGUUGGACUUGAAAAUGGAAAUGCAUCAGAGAAUGUUGAUGAGUCAGCUGAUGAGAAACAACUCACAGAUGCUUACGCUGCGUUGUCUGCUGAAGAAGAUCGAUUGUGGAAUAUUGUAACUGCUAAUUCUUCUGAUUUUACUGCUUGGACUUCUUUGAUUGACGAGACAGAGAAGGUGGCAGAGAACAAUAUUUUGAAGAUGCGUAGAGUCUAUGAUGCUUUCCUAGCAGAAUUCCCUUUGUGUUAUGGGUAUUGGAAGAAAUAUGCUGACCAUGAGGCGCGCCUUGGCUCUGCCGAUAAAGUUGUUGAAGUUUAUGAACGUGCUGUUCAAGGGGUUACAUAUUCAGUGGACAUGUGGUUGCAUUAUUGCAUAUUCGCUAUAAGCACCUAUGGAGAUCCAGACACAGUUCGUAGGCUUUUUGAACGAGGAUUAGCUUAUGUUGGAACAGAUUAUCUUUCGUUUCCUCUUUGGGAUAAAUACAUUGAAUAUGAGUACAUGCAGCAAGACUGGGCCCGUCUUGCAAUGAUUUACACCAGAAUAUUAGAGAAUCCAAAUCAGCAGUUGGAUCGAUAUUUCAACAGCUUCAAGGAGUUGGCUAGUAAUCGACCUCUUUCAGAAUUACGGACAGCUGAUGAAGCUGCUGCAGUGGCAGGUGUUGUUUCAGAGGGUAUUGACCAAGGUGUUGAAGGAGAGGUUCAUCCUGAUGGUGCAGAUAAUUCUCCCAAACCUGCAAGUGCUGGAUUAACAGAAGCGGAAGAGUUGGAGAAGUAUAUUGCCAUUAGAGAAGAGAUGUAUAAGAAAGCUAAAGAGUUCGAUUCUAAGAUCAUUGGUUUUGAAACAACUAUCAGGAGGCCCUACUUUCACGUACGUCCUCUUAAUAUUGGGGAGCUUGAAAAUUGGCAUAAUUAUCUGGACUUUAUAGAAAGAGAAGGUGACUUGAGCAAGAUUGUCAAGUUGUAUGAGAGAUGCGUCAUUGCCUGUGCCAAUUAUCCCGAGUACUGGAUACGCUAUGUUUUGUGUAUGGAAGCUAGUGAAAGUAUGGAUCUUGCAAAUAAUGUUCUCGCUCGGGCGAGCCAAGUUUUUGUCAAGAGACAACCCGAGAUACAUCUUUUUUGUGCUCGGUUCAAGGAGCAGGCUGGAGAUAUAGUUGGCGCUAGAGCUGCGUAUCAACUUGUACACACUGAAAUUUCUCCAGGUCUUCUUGAAGCAAUAAUCAGGCAUGCCAAUAUGGAACAUCGACUGGGGAAGUUGGAGGAUGCCUUCUCUUUGUAUGAACAGGCCAUUGCCAUUGAGAAAGGAAAAGAACAUUCACAAACACUGCCAAUGUUGUUUGCUCAGUAUUCUCGAUUUGUUUAUUUGGCUUCUGGGAAUUCCGAAAAGGCUAGAGAGAUUUUAGUUGGAGGACUUGAGAAUGCUUCACUGUCAAAGCCACUACUUGAGGCUUUAUUGCAUUUUGAGGCUAUUCAACCCCAGCCAAAGCGAGUUGACAUCGACUUUCUAGAGUCACUGGUUGUAAAAUUCAUAACACCCAACCCAGAGAACCCUGGUGUAGCAAGUGCAACAGAGCGCGAGGAGCUUUCUAACAUUUUUCUGGAGUUUUUAAAUCUCUUUGGAGAUGUUCAAUCGAUCAAAAGGGCUGAGGAUAGACAUGCCAAACUGUUCUUGCCAAACAGGGGCUUGUCGGAGUUGAAAAAACGUCAUGCAGAGGAUUUCUUAGCCUCAGAUAAAACAAAAGUGUCAAGAGCUUAUUCUGCUCAAUCACCUGCCCAAUCUGUAGCGGGUGCAUAUCCAAAUGGACCUAACCAAUGGCCUAACUAUGGAGUACAGCCUCAAACUUGGCCAGCAACCACUCAAGCACAAGGACAACAGUGGCCUGCUGGCUACACCCAGCAGCAGGCUGCCGCUUCCUAUGGGGCUUAUGCUGGAUAUGGAGGCAACUAUGCUAACCCACAAUUGCCUGCAUCAGUUCCACAAAGCACUGCAUAUGGGGCCUAUCCUCCUGCAUAUCCUGCACAGCCAGCACUGCCUCAACAAAAUUAUGCACAGCCUGUUGCAGCCCCGACACAGCAACCUGCAGCCGUUCCUCAGGCAUAUUAUGGGAAUUACUACUGAGUUGACAAAGUGAGAUAGCUACUGUUUUUGCUUCCUGUAAUUUUUCCCUUUUGUAGGUAAUUGAUUUUAGGUAAUUUGGAGCAUAGAUGCAGUGUAACUUUAAGUACUACCGAGUACCAAGGAUAGAUAAUCUUUUUGACUAAAUUAUGUUAUUUGUUGUGUACACGGUUUUCCUGAUAUCGUUCUUUUCUCGGUUUUGAUCUUACA